AUGGAUAUGGACGAUCCUUGGGGCUCACCGUGGGCCGACGAAUUGAAAAAUGACGAUGGUUUAGGUAUUCGAAGGAUUGACAAUGUAGCAGAUAGAAAUCAGGUUGAGAAGGCGAGUGAAGCUUUAAGGAAUAACGUUAAUACAACUUGGGGAAAUUCGGACGAUGGGUUUGGAGAUUGGGAAGAGGAUACUGGGGAAAAGAAAGGGGGCUUGGGUCUGGAUGGCGCAGCAGAGCAAUGGGAUACACCGAAACGUGGAGGAGAGUUGGAGGUAGUGAAGGAUGAUGUUGGGGCAUUAUCGCCUGGUUGGAAAGAGUUUUCUACGAGUCCUGCGCGUGGAGCACCGAAGUUAUCGCCGAGUCUCCUUGCGAAACCUGCUGCAAUUGUACGAGAGCCCUCUCCGGAUCCAUGGGCGAAUGCCGUCCCAUCUAACGAAUCUGCGACUGUGGUAGACAAUUCUAGUCCGGAAGCUACGAGGUCGAGUCCGGAGCCUAUCGAAGAGGCCACUGAAGAGAAUUAUCUCGAGGCAUUCGAAGCGGUUGUCCCGCAAGCCGAGUCUCCCGGUGAAAUGGAGGUCGAGCCAGUGGAAUUCGCUUGGAUCGAAACAGUUCCGGAGGUAUCGACUGGUCUAGAUGAGGAUAGCGAGGAACCAAAUGUAAUUGGGUUGGGUAUUUCAGCAGGAGAAUCAGAGGUUGAUAUAUACGCCGAAGAUGCCGAGAAAGAACAUCACAAAGCAGACGAUGCUGUUUUACCAUCAAUACAAGAGCCCGAGCACGAAUCGUCACGGCCUUCUUCUUCGCCGUCCGAUGGAAGUAAUCACGAUGGACUCCUGCCAGAAUCACAGCGGACGUCCUUAGACGAAGAACCUAAAAGUUCUCGAAUUACAAGAGCGGUCCCGCCGAGGGUACAGGAACUCGUCGAACACUUCGAUGGUUUAACGGAACCAGAAAUUGAGCUUGCCGUGGGAAAUGCCAGGGUAGAGGAGGAAGCUAAUGAUUCAAAGGAACCAGAGGAUGAAUAUGCCGCGAUAAUAAAGCCUGAAAAUCGGGAAGGUGACAAGGCAGAAGAGGAUUCCAAUGCUGGAGAGCCAGAUGAUGACGACUUUGGGGAUUUCGGAGAUUUUGAAGAGGGUAUGUCGGAUGAUGGCGAAGAAUUGGUAGAAAAUCACGACUCGAUUAAAACCUCUGUUUCUUCUGAAUUGGCUACACCACAGAAUGAACCUUCUGAAAUACGAUUACCGAAGAGGCCGUCAGGACCCGUUGAGUUUUCUGUCGAUCUGACCGCAGUAAAAAUGUUAUUUGGAGAGAUCGAGGAGAAGGAUGACGAAGCUGUUGAGAAGAUUUUCAUACCCGAUACUAUCAUUGCCGAUACAUUUGGAUCUACCGAAGAACGAAAGAUGUGGUACAGGAUAUCAAGGUACGGUACUAUGCAAAAACACAAUACUGGAGAUGAUGAGAACUAUGUUCGGAUCUCAUGGGCAAAAUCUCAAGUCAAGCAAGACACUCAGAAAAUCGUAGGAAGGUGGAUGGAAGAAGAUCGAAACAGUGGACAUGUUAGUCUUGGUGGUACAAGCAAAGGUGGUUCCCUUUUUGGCUGGAAUGAUCCAAAUGCACCACCUGUUCCAUUAGCGACGGUACUCGGUUCGAAACGAAAGAGUAUCAAGCCUGAAGCGAAAGUAGCAGUCAAAGAACCAGUUGAAGUUCCAAGGGAGUGGCCGAAAGGGCUUGCACGAGACCGGUCGAGAUCUAAGUCUCGUUCGUCAUCGAAACCAAGAGAGCACAGCUCCACGAAGUCAGUGGAGUCAGGUACUAAUGUCAAAGUACCCCUGCAGCCUCCUGUCGCACAAUUUGGCUGGGCCUCCACACCAACAAUGCAGAUAUCCUCCGAUGCAGAUAGUUUUCCCUCGACUACCGGCUCAUUUACUAAGCCCCCGCCCCUCCACAUGAACUCUAAUUUUGAACAAUCACGGGAAUCAAGCUCUGCAUUACGCAGCCCAGCACUUAUGUCUCCAAUCGAGUCACCUCCAAGCUUUCUCCAAGCGAUGAAGAAAUCCAGACCGGUCUCAAUGCCACCACCAUCUACAAAUAGUUCGAACCGCUUAUCUGCCAAUUUAGCAGUCGUGAUCAACAAUUUGAAUGAUGGCGACGAUGAUGAUGAGUGGGGCGAAAUGGUCUCCUCACCUGUUGUUACUGAAGCUCCCAAAUUUCCCACCCAGGGAUUGCGGCAUAAGAAGUCGAUGAGCCUUGGAACUUCGCUCACCAACUAUGUCACUCUUCCAAAUCCUCAGGUUACGAAACUCCAAUCAGGGUUCGGCCACAAAUCAACAUCAAGUCUAGACAAUACUCAUGGAAACCCUAAAAGCCCUAUAAUCUCACAGUCUACACUAUUAUCCGAUACUACCAUCCCAUCUCCUAUAUCUCCAAAUCCGUCGUUUGCAGAUUUGUGGUCUACACCAGCAAUUACUUCAGUGCCAAUACAGUCAACUGCAAAUCCUCCUCCAUCACCAGCAUUAUCAGCAACGUCCAUCGCAAACACUUCCUCUCAACCUGUCUCUCCCUUGCCCUCAAACACAAUCUUCACAGAUACUUGGUCUCAGCCACCUCCUAGCACCUCUUCCGCCUUAACCUCAUCACCUCCAACUACCUGGUCCCAACCUCCCAUCCUCUCAAUUCCACUUGCAUCAACCAGCACUCAUGAUCCAUGGGCAUCAGCAGAUUUCUCCUUCUUUGACGCACCAGCCCCUGCGCCAGCCCCUACACCCACGUUAUUACCCAGAAGAACCACAACACAAAGACCACAAUCCUAUCCCGCUCUCCCGAAACUAAAAACCGUUACUUUCUCCACUCCUCCACCUAAGUUAACACCUCCGCUUCCAGCCUCUGUCUCUACAAGUCAUGAUUCGAGAACUGUGUUUGAAAUGGGUCAACAUGAGAUUGUGAAGAAAAUCGUGGGAAAUUUGCCGGAUUUGGGAUAUAUGUUCAGACGGUGA
This is a messenger RNA of Sclerotinia borealis F-4128, 2988 nucleotides long. The record is from the annotation of a GenBank genome assembly. Lineage: Eukaryota; Fungi; Ascomycota; Leotiomycetes; Helotiales; Sclerotiniaceae.